UAGGGACGCCUGUGCGAAGCAGGACGUCUUGGUGCGAGUAAUUGGUCUUCGAGGAAACGAUCUUUGUGUUUUCUCCUCGCUGAGCUGUUCUCGCGGGAACGGCAGCGACGCGCCAAACUAAGAAAACAGAAGCUGCGUUAGUGACAGUGACAGACGAAACGUUUGAAAUAACUUCUAAAUGCGGCUUCAUUCUGAGAAUUGUCAAAUCCUAGCGGGUUGUUAUUAAUUGUUGCGGACACCUCGGUAGAAAAUGGUGCUGCAGAACAGUGGAAGGUACAGAGCUGACCGCGGACAAAGUGGAGACCAGGAAACCCAGGACGAUGGAUCCUCGAUGUCAGCCCUCAAGCGGCUCGAGCGCAGCCAGUUCACGGACGAGAUGGACGCUCGCUUCGGUUUCGACAGGAUGAAGGAGCCCGGGGAGAAAACGGGCUGGCUGAUCAACAUGCACCCCGCAGAGAUCCUGGAUGAAGACAAGAGGAUGGUCAGUGUUGUGGACUACUACUUCAUUCAGGAGGACGGGAGCAGGUUUAAGGUGGCUCUACCGUUUAAGCCAUAUUUUUACAUUGCCACUAAAAAGAACUGCGAGAGAGAGGUCAUCUCAUACUUGUCUAAGAAGUUUCAAGGAAAAGUGGCAAAGCUGGAAACUGUCCCAAAAGAGGACCUAGAUCUGCCAAACCACCUAGUUGGGCUCAAGAGAAACUACAUCAAGCUGUCGUUCAACACCGUCGACGACCUCGUCAAGGUCAAGCGUGAGAUUUCCCCCGCGGUGCGAAAGAACAGGGAGAGGGAGCAGUCCAACGACACCUACACCUCCAUGUUAUCAAGCGCCUUGUCAGGCGGUCACGUGACCACAGCAGAUGACGACGGGAUGUCAAAGAGUAUCUCGGACCAGUUAGACAACAUCGUGGACAUGAGAGAGUACGACGUGCCCUAUCACGUCCGAGUGUCCAUCGACCUGAAGAUCCACGUGGCUCAUUGGUACAACGUUCGAUACAGAGGCAGCGCUUACCUACCAGAGAUCGUACGGAGAGACGACCUCGUGGAGCGACCGGAUCCAGUUGUUUUGGCGUUUGACAUUGAGACGACCAAACUGCCACUAAAAUUUCCCGACGCAGAGACUGAUCAGAUCAUGAUGAUCUCCUACAUGAUAGAUGGGCAGGGAUUUCUAAUCACGAACAGAGAGAUCGUCUCUGAGAACAUUGAGGAUUUUGAGUUCACUCCCAAACCUGAAUACGAAGGGCCGUUUACUAUUUUUAAUGAGGACAACGAGGCGGCUCUCAUUCAGAGGUGGUUUGAUCACGUUCAGGAAACGAAGCCAAACAUCUUUGUAACGUACAACGGCGACUUCUUCGACUGGCCUUUUGUUGAGACUCGGGCUGGCCUCCAUGGACUGAGCAUGUACCGGGAGAUCGGUUUCCAGAAGGACAGUCAGGGAGAGUACAAGUCCAGUCAAGCCAUCCACAUGGACUGCUUAAGAUGGGUAAAACGAGACAGCUACCUGCCAGUGGGAAGUCAUAACCUGAAGGCAGCAGCAAAGGCUAAAUUGGGUUAUGACCCAGUAGAGCUGGACCCAGAGGACAUGAGCCGCAUGGCAACUGAAGAACCGCAGACUUUAGCGACAUACUCUGUGUCAGAUGCUGUGGCCACUUAUUACCUCUACAUGAAAUAUGUUCAUCCCUUCAUCUUUGCACUGUGCACUAUAAUCCCCAUGGAACCCGAUGAGGUGCUGCGUAAAGGUUCUGGGACUCUGUGCGAAGCCUUGCUCAUGGUGCAGGCCUUCCACGCCAACAUCGUCUUCCCCAACAAGCAGGAGCAGGUCUUCAACAAACUGACAGACGACGGCCACGUGUUGGACUCCGAGACCUACGUGGGCGGCCACGUGGAGGCGCUUGAGUCCGGAGUGUUCCGCAGUGAUAUCCCCUGCCGUUUCAAAAUGAAUCCUGCUGCCUUUGACUUCCUGCUGCAGAGGGUUGAGCAAACAAUGCGUCACGCUGUUGAGGAAGAAGAGAAAAUCCCUUUGGAGAAAAUCACAAAUUUUAAUGAGGUUUGUGAUGAGAUCAAAAAGAAGCUGACGUCCCUGAAAGAGGUUCCAAACAGAAUUGAAUGCCCUCUCAUCUACCAUCUGGAUGUGGGGGCGAUGUACCCCAAUAUCAUUCUCACCAAUCGCCUACAGCCGUCUGCUAUGGUUGAUGAGGCCACUUGUGCUGCCUGUGACUUUAACAAACCUGGUGCCGCCUGUCAGAGGAGGAUGGCUUGGCAGUGGAGAGGGGAAAUCAUGCCUGCCAGCCGCAGUGAGUUCCACCGCAUCCAGCAGCAACUUGAGUCUGAGAAGUUCCCACCGUUCUUUCCUAACGGUCCGCCUCGAGCCUUUCACACGCUGAACAGAGAGGAGCAGGCCAAGCACGAGAAGAAACGCCUGGCAGACUAUUGCAAGAAGGCCUAUAAGAAGAUUCACGUUACCCGGCUGGAGGAGCGAGUCACCACCAUCUGUCAGAGAGAAAACUCUUUCUAUGUCGACACAGUGAGAGCUUUCAGAGAUCGGCGUUAUGAAUUUAAAGGACUUCACAAGGUGUGGAAGAAGAAACUGUCGUCGGCGCAGGACAGUGGAGACGCUGCGGAGGUGAAGCGCUGCAAAAACAUGGAGAUCCUGUACGAGUCUCUACAACUGGCUCACAAGUGCAUUCUGAACUCGUUCUAUGGUUACGUCAUGAGGAAAGGGGCUCGCUGGUACUCCAUGGAGAUGGCUGGCAUCGUGUGCUUCACUGGAGCCAACAUCAUCACUCAGGCCAGAGAGCUCAUCGAACAAAUAGGGAGGCCCCUGGAGUUGGACACGGAUGGAAUCUGGUGCGUUCUCCCCAACACCUUCCCUGAGAACUUUGUGGUGAAGACGAGCAAUGAGAAGAAGCCCAAGGUGACCAUCUCCUACCCAGGAGCCAUGCUGAACAUUAUGGUGAAGGAGGGCUUCACCAAUGAUCAGUACCACGAGCUGGUCGAACCUGCGUCCCUCACUUACGACAUCAGGGCAGAGAACAGCAUCUUCUUUGAGGUGGACGGGCCGUACCUGGCGAUGAUCCUGCCUGCCUCCAAAGAGGAGGGGAAGAAGCUAAAGAAGAGAUAUGCUGUGUUUAAUGAGGACGGCUCUCUGGCUGAGCUAAAGGGCUUCGAAGUAAAGAGAAGAGGAGAGCUCCAGCUGAUUAAGAUUUUUCAGUCGUCCGUGUUUGAGGCUUUCCUCAAAGGUACCACUCUGGAGGAGGUCUAUGCAUCAGUGGCCAAAGUGGCAGAUUACUGGCUGGAUGUUCUUUACAGCAAGGCUGCCAACAUGCCAGAUGCCGAGCUGUUUGACCUGAUUUCGGAGAAUCGGUCCAUGUCCAGGAAGCUCGAGGACUACGGAGAACAGAAGUCCACCUCCAUCAGCACAGCCAAGAGACUGGCAGAGUUCCUGGGAGACCAGAUGGUGAAGGAUGCUGGUCUGAGUUGUCGCUACGUCAUCUCCCGAAAACCAGAAGGUUCCCCUGUCACAGAGAGAGCCAUUCCUCUCGCCAUCUUCCAAGCAGAGCCCAGUGUAAAAAAGCACUUCCUGCGUAAGUGGCUGAAAAUGCCCAGCCUGCAUGAUCUGGACAUCCGCUCUAUCCUUGAUUGGAGUUAUUACAUAGAGCGGUUGGGCAGUGCCAUCCAGAAAAUCAUCACCAUCCCUGCAGCUCUGCAACAGGUAAAGAAUCCAGUACCAAGAGUAAGGCAUCCAGACUGGCUUCACAAAAAACUCCUGGAAAAAAAUGACAUUUACAAGCAAAAGAAGAUCAGCGAGCUGUUCACCAGCGAGGGCAAAAGACAGGUGUCCCAUCAGCCUCUUGAACCAGGACAGGCCGCAGACAUAGAGGACUUUGGAAUGCCUGCCAGACCCCUGCAGCCAGCCAUCCCCAUCAGCACCAAGCGCAAACGGGCUUCCCAAGGGGAGGACAGCCAGGUGGAGUCUCAGGACGUCGAGCUGACCCAGUCCUGGAGAGAGAUCCUGGGACCGCCUCCACCCAUGGGGACCACGCGGGAGGAGCGUCUAGUGUGGCUCCGCUACCAUAAGAAAAAAUGGGAGCUGCAGCUGAGACAGAGGAAGGAGAGAAAGAAGAGGAGGAGGCUGCUGGAUGGCGAAGCUCACCCUGUAGGCGGGGGAGUGAUCCGCGAUGGUCCCACCACCGGCCUGGGGAGUUUCCUUCGCAGGACAGCGCGCAGCAUUCUAGACAUGCCGUGGCAAAUUGUGCAGAUCGCUGAGACAAGUCACCCUGGUCUGUACAAACUGUGGGCCGUGAUUGGAAAUGACCUCCACUGCAUGAAGCUCAACAUACCACGCGUUUUCUAUGUCAAUCAGAAAGUCCCAAAACAGGAAGAGGGCGCCACAUACAAAAAGGUGAAUCGGAUGCUGCCCCGCUCCAAUGCGGUCUACUACCUUUACGAGUACAGUGUGCCGGAGGACAUGUACCAGGAGCACAUCAACGAGAUCAACGCUGACCUCUCUGCACCGGACAUUGAGGGAGUCUAUGAAACACAGGUCCCCUUGCUGUUUCGAGCGCUGGUGCAGCUCGGAUGCAUGUGCAUGGUCAAUAAGCAUGUUGUCAGGGAUCUGGCCGGCCGAGAAGCAGACACCUUCGAUCUGGAGCAUCUGGAGAUGAGGUCGCUGGCUCAGUUCAGCUACCUGGAACCUGGGAGUGUUCGCCACAUGUAUCUGUAUCAUCACAGCCAGGGUCACAAGGCUCUUUUUGGCCUCUUCAUUCCGUCUCAGCGUAAAGCCAGCGUUUUUGUCCUGGACACAGUUCGAAGCAACCAGAUGCCCAAUCUGAGUAACCUCUACACCGGUGAGCGCGCUGCUCUGCUGGAGAAGACGACUGAGGACCUCCUGCCUCCGGAGAAACACAACUUCGAGGUCCGCGCCGAGAACGAUGUCAAGGCUAUUUAUCGUGCACUGCAGCGCAUGUUGUCAAACUACAAGGAGGAGCGUCGGGGCCCCACCCUCAUUGCCGUUCAGUCAAACUGGGAGCUGCGGCGUCUGGCAGCAGGGAUGCCAGUGCUGGAGGAGUUCCCAGCUGUUCCAGUACAUGUGGUCGAUGAGAUCAGCUAUAAUGUGCUGGACUGGCAACGCCACGGGGCGCGGCGCAUGAUCCGACACUACCUCAACCUGGACAGCUGCUUGUCUCAAGCUUUUGAUAUGGCCAGGUAUUAUCACCUGCCUGUGGGGAACUUGCCUCAGGAUGUGUCUAUAUUUGGUUCUGACUUGUUCCUGGCAAGACACUUACGGAAGCACAACCACCUGCUGUGGCUUUCGCCCACGGCCAGGCCUGACCUCGGAGGAAAAGAGGCUGAUGACAGUCGCCUGGUCAUGGAAAGUGAGGACAGGCUCUCUGUGGAGAUUAAUUCACAAGGAUGCUAUUCCACAGUCUGCGUGGAGCUGGAUUUGCAGAGUCUGGCGGUGAACACGAUCCUCCAGUCACAUCACGUCAACGACAUGGAGGGUGGAUCCAGUCUGGGUGUCAGCUUUGAUGUCAUUCAACAGGCCUCAUUGGAGGACAUGAUGUCGGGAAACCAAGGGGCAAGUGCCCUUGCAAGCUACGAUGAGACGGCUCUGUGUUCCAACAUAUUCAGGAUCCUGAAGAGCAUGGUGGUGGGAUGGGUCAGAGAGAUCACUCAGUACCACAACGUGUAUGCCGACAACCAGGUGAUGCACUUCUACCGCUGGCUGCGCUCCCCCAGCUCUCUGCUCUAUGACCCAGCGCUGCACCGCACUCUGCUCAACAUGAUGAAGAAAGUCUUCUUACAGUUGGUUGCCGAGUUCAAACGGCUUGGCUCAACUGUGGUUUACGGAAACUUCAACAGAAUCAUCCUGUGUACCAAGAAACGACGGAUAGAUGAUGCCAUUGGCUACGUCGAAUACAUCACAAACAGCAUACACACCAGGGAAAUCUUCCACUCGUUAUCGAUCUCAUUCUCCCGGUGCUGGGAGUUCCUGCUGUGGAUGGACCCAGCCAACUAUGGUGGUGUAAAGGGCAAACUGCCCUCCAGCCUUUUGUAUGGAGAGGAAGGAGCUAAACAGAACAAAAACAGACACGGGGAGGAAGAUGGAAGUGAGGAUGAAGAGGAGGAAGCAGAUGCUGAGGAAGAUGAUGGUGAUAAGGGGGCAGAUGAAGUAGAGGAGCUGAUUGAGAGCAACUGGAACAUCAUGCAGUACCUCCCUCAAACGGCCUCCUGCCAGAAUUACUUUCUAAUGAUUGUGUCAGCCUACAUUGCAGCGGUUUACCACAGCAUGAAAGAGGAGUUGAGACGUAACGUGCCUGGGGCAACUCCAGUCAAAAGACGUGGAGGCAGCCAGGCUACCCAGCAGGCAGUGGGGGACUUAAGUGCCCUUCCUGGAAUGAUCUCCUUCUCCCAGGAGUAUGUGUCCAAUGAGCUCACACAGAACUUUUUCACCAUCACACAAAAAAUCCAGAAGAAGGUGACCGGCACCAGGAAUGUGACGCAGCCCUCUGAGAUGUUCCCCGUCCUGCCUGGGUCACACCUGCCUCUCCACAACCCAGCACUGGAGUUUAUUAAAUAUGUCUGCCAGGUGCUUUCGCUGGAUGCCAACAUAGUGAACCAGGUGAACAAACUAAAGCGAGACCUCCUGCGUCUUGUGGACGUAGGAGAGUUUUCUGAGGAUGCCCAGUUUCGUGACCCGUGUAACUCGUACAUCCUGCCUGAAGUCAUCUGCCACCACUGCAAUUUCUGCCGUGACCUUGACCUUUGCAAGGACCCAUCUGUGGCACAGGAUGGAUCUGUGUUGCCUCAGUGGUUUUGCUCUAACUGCCAGGCCCAGUAUGAGACUGAGUCUAUUGAGAUGGCUCUGGUUGAAGCCCUGCAGAAGAAGUUGAUGAGCUACACACUGCAGGACCUAGUCUGUGCCAAAUGUAAAGGGGUGAAGGAAGCGAACAUGCCCCUCUACUGUGGAUGUGCCGGAGACUUUGACCUCACUUUCUCAGCCAAGACCUUCUCUGAGCAGAUUGCAGUGUUUCGGAACAUAGCAUCCCACUACAACAUGAGGUUCCUGGAGCAGACCAUUGAGUGGCUGCUCGUCAUGAGUCCACAGAUCAGCCGGAGUUCUCGCUAGAAGUCACCACCGCCACAGAGGUCCAACACUCAUCCAGCAUUAUUUCUGUUAAUGACCUACUGGGUGUUGGGAUUUGUGAUUGUGCCAUAUUAAAUUUUGUAAGUUUAUGAAUGUCUACUUUUUACUGUUAAUAAAUAUUUUUUUAAAU
Messenger RNA from Betta splendens (Siamese fighting fish), 7274 nucleotides. RefSeq names its product polymerase (DNA directed), epsilon (gene pole). The record is from RefSeq and is a predicted model, not a curated record. Gene Ontology annotation, molecular function: nucleotide binding; single-stranded DNA 3'-5' DNA exonuclease activity; DNA binding. Gene Ontology annotation, biological process: nucleotide-excision repair, DNA gap filling; base-excision repair, gap-filling; DNA replication proofreading. Gene Ontology annotation, cellular component: epsilon DNA polymerase complex; nucleus. NCBI's taxonomy places the organism in Eukaryota, Metazoa, Chordata, Actinopteri, Anabantiformes, Osphronemidae. The transcript is spliced from 48 exons. Bases 251 to 7126 code for a protein of 2291 amino acids.